This is a messenger RNA of Glarea lozoyensis ATCC 20868, 1737 nucleotides long. RefSeq lists its product as uncharacterized. Bases 1 to 1737 code for a protein of 578 amino acids. NCBI's taxonomy places the organism in Eukaryota, Fungi, Ascomycota, Leotiomycetes, Helotiales, Helotiaceae. The record is from RefSeq and is a predicted model, not a curated record. The transcript has 5 exons.
AUGUGGCAGCCUCAUUUUCAUAUCCACGUCGCAGUUGCAAUAGUAUUUCAGGCAAUUCCCCUCACAGCUAUAUCUAUAAACGCAAGCAGUGAAGAUGUAUCUUCGUCGCCGAUUCCAGCGGAAAGCUAUUUCAGGGAACAUACUUCAUCACAUCUACUUUACGCCCACAUCGUAUUUAUGUUUCUUGGCUGGAUAUGUGCUUUACCUAUUUCCGUAAUGCUCAACAUCGCGAAGUCGAAUCUCAGAUAUCCGUCUCACCUCGCAUUCCUCGGUCUUCACAGCAUCGGCACGAUUUUUGGUUUGGCAUAUAACUCCAGAACUCCGGAUCUAUACCCAGAAACCUCGCACAAUGGUCUUGGUUGGAUCUUAACUGCUCUCAUUUUUGCACAUUUCAUUGUUGGAAUUAUCAAGAAUUCCAUUGGGAGGACAUCGAAUUCUGGGACCAACGAUGAACACGCACCAUUUAUCACCGGAGCGCCUGGAAGGAUAAUUAGUGAAGAGGAGCACAAUAUGGAAACCCCGUAUCAACCAAGCAGAAGUUCGUCAUCCAGAAAUGCCUCUUCUUACCCCAAUUUAUCGGCAUCUUCUAUUGAUACUGACCCCGAGACGCUACUUGAAGCCCACUUACAUUACAAUUCAAAGCUCAAGCACGCAUACGAUGAACCUAUAACAUGGAGUCAAGGAUGGGACAACGUUUCCGGAUCGAAUCUACUUGUACGGAUUCUAGACUUGGGAUUCGAUAUCGUCGACCGAGCACUAAUCAUUCUUGGCUUUGUCGCCAUUUGUACCGGAAUUGUCACAAUGGCUGGGAUAUUUCACGAGAAACAUGUUUUCAAUGGAUUAGCUCAUUUCAUCAAAGGGGGAGUUUUCGUUGGGUUUGGAAUGAUUACACUCGGUCGCUGGAUAGGCUGUUUUGCUGAAUUCGGAUGGGCCUGGAAUCUCAAACAUUCUAAACUGUCAAAGGGGACUGUCUCAAUGUCAAUGGAGACGGUUGAAUGUUUUGUCAUAUUUUUAUACGGGAUUACGAACGUAUUCCUAGAGCAUCUUUCCGCUUGGGGUGAAGCCUGGGUUCCGCAAGAUUUCGAACAUGUUGCUAUCUCUCUUUUGUUCAUCGGUGGUGGAUUAUGCGGGUUAAUGGUUGAGUCAAAGGCACUUCGUCGUUUGGUUAAAGCAUAUCCUGAAGAUCUACCCCAUGAUGGCGAAUUUCCUAAAUAUAUGCAAUCGCAACCAGGGAUCUCGAUAAAUCCGAUUCCAGCGAUGGUAAUCUUCAUCCUGGGAAUGAUCCUCGGCGGACAUCACCAGAUGAGUAUGGAAUCAACUAUGAUGCACAAACAAUUUGGAAACCUCCUCAUAUCCGCAUCAGUAGCACGAUGUUGCAGUUAUCUCCUCAUUCAAAUAUCUCCACCACACUCGAUAUACCCAUCACGUCCGCCAUCAGAGCUCGUCUGCUCGUUUUGCUGCAUUUGCGGAGGAUUCAUGCUUAUGGCUAGUGUAAGAUCAUCCACGCCUUUUGCAAUAUUUCGAGUCAAAAACUCUUCUGACUCAGCGAUGUCACAGAACCGAGAUACCGUGCAAUCUAUGAUUGAUAAUGGUGUCAAUGCGAUGGUCGUUGCGACUGUUACUAUGGGUAUCUCGGCGAUGCUAAUGGCGUGGGUCAUGUUCAUUCUUGUUGUGAAGGGUUGUGCGGAGAAGAGGGAGGAGCGGUGGCGGGACAGAGUCGUCGUUCCGGUUCAAUAA